Arachis stenosperma is the source of this 1180-nucleotide messenger RNA. RefSeq names its product protein arginine N-methyltransferase 2. Gene Ontology annotation, cellular component: nucleus; cytoplasm. Gene Ontology annotation, molecular function: protein binding; protein-arginine N-methyltransferase activity. The record is from RefSeq and is a predicted model, not a curated record. Lineage: Eukaryota; Viridiplantae; Streptophyta; Magnoliopsida; Fabales; Fabaceae. The coding region runs from base 63 to 1046 and encodes 327 amino acids. The transcript is spliced from 3 exons.
UAAAGAAGGAAAUGAUAGAUUUUGGAGGCCAGUAGAGAGUAGGGUUUAAGCAGAGAGCAACCAUGAACGAAUGGGAGCAACUAUGCGACGCCGCCAGGAACGGCGACGCCGAAAAGCUGAAGUCCCUGAUAGACUCCGGCGCCGACAUUAGCCACUUCGACGCGGAGGGCCUCACUCCUCUUAUGCACGCUGCAAAGCAAGGGCACGCACACAUCCUCUCCAUCCUUCUCUCUGCUGGCGCCCCAUGGAACGCCCUCUCUCCUUCCAACCUCUCCGCCGGUGACUUCGCCAUGGAAGCAGGCCAUCAGGACGCCUACGAGCUCCUCCUCAAUGCCGGGAUUCAGGCUGAACUGGUCCUGGGUACAAUUGCAAGAAAAGAAAAUAAAAAUGCCGAUUCUGAUCACGAUUACUUGGAAGAUAGGGUCAGUUUCAGCGAAGACAAACUUAUGGACACUGAUAGCAAGGCUGUGAUGAUGGCAUGGGAGAAGCCUUUGAUGGAGGCUCAUGCUAAAGCUGUUUGUUCGGGUGGUGGUCACAUACUCAAUAUUGGAUUUGGAAUGGGUCUUGUCGAUACAGCCAUUCAGCAGUAUGCACCUGCCACUCACACCAUUGUUGAGGCUCAUCCAGAGGUUUAUGAGCGCAUGCUUGGUACAGGAUGGGGGAAGAAGGAAAAUGUGAAGAUUGUUUUUGGUCGCUGGCAAGAUGUUCUGUCUCAGCUCGAAACAUAUGAUGGAAUUUUCUUCGAUACCUAUGGGGAGUACUAUGAAGACCUGAGAGAGUUCCACCAACAUCUUCCUGCACUGUUGAAGCCAGGUGGGAUCUAUUCAUUCUUCAAUGGUCUUUGUGGUGGUAAUGCAUUUUUUCAUGUUGUGUAUUGCCAUUUGGUUUCCCUUGAGCUCGAGAAUUUGGGUUAUUCCACGCAAUUGAUUCCUUUGCCCGUUAAGGAUUGUUUGGGAGAAGAAGUUUGGGAAGGUGUAAAACACAGAUAUUGGCAGCUUGAUACAUACUACCUCCCUGUCUGUCAGUCUUUAGAGGAUCCCGAGUGAUGUUCAUGCUAGGAGUGAGCCUUUAUUUUAGUUACAUAUUCAAAAUUAUUCCAACACAUCAUAAUUCAUAUGCUGUUGCUUGUGUAAUUUACCAAACAGUUUUGUAAUGUUACCAUUAGUUUCAUAAUGAAAUC